Molecule: messenger RNA, 1488 nt
Organism: Episyrphus balteatus (marmalade hoverfly)
Lineage: Eukaryota; Metazoa; Arthropoda; Insecta; Diptera; Syrphidae
Product: juvenile hormone epoxide hydrolase 2-like
Exons: 4
Coding region: 79-1482 (467 amino acids)
Biological process (GO): epoxide metabolic process
Molecular function (GO): epoxide hydrolase activity
Source: RefSeq, a predicted model, not a curated record
AUGAUAUCAAUUGAGUGAAGUGAAACAGUCAGACAAAACAGGUGGAAGGGAGUAUGUAAUUAGUCUACCAACCACGCAAUGUCGCCAAAACUUAGAAUUCUUGUCAUAGUUUUCUCACUUGCUUUUGGGUUAAUAUUGAAAAUUCUCAACGAAAACUUGGCAUCAGUUGAACGACCUAAACUACCAACCAACCAAUAUUGGGGUGAAGGUAAAGCUCCAAAUGAUUAUGAUAAACCAAAAGAUCUUCAAUUAGUAAAACCAUUUUUUGCUGAUAAAAUCAUUGAAGACCUAUCAAGUCGAAUUGGAGCUAACAAAGUUUCCCUAACUCCUCCAUUAGAAGGUGUUAAUUUUGAAUAUGGUUUCAAUACUAACUAUUUGAAGGAGAUUUUGAAAUAUUGGAAAGACGACUAUCUACCUCGAUGGAGGGAACGAGAGAUUUUUAUUUGGCAACUUCCUCAAUACGUUACCCUAAUCCAAGGGCUUCGAUUACACUACUUGCAUCUUAAGAUCUAUGAAGAUGUCAAAGAAGUCAAACAAAUGUAUCCUAUUCUUCUUCUUCACGGAUGGCCAAGUUCAGUAAGAGAAUUUUAUGAACUUGCACCAAAGUUAUACGAAGGCAGUAAUGAAAGUAAUAUAGUUUUUGAUAUUGUUGCGCCAAGUUUACCAGGCUUCGUAUGGUCUCAGGGAGCUUCAAAAAAAGGUAUGGGACCAGCUCAAAUUGCAGUAAUUUUACGUAAUCUCAUGCUUCGACUUGGAUAUAAGAAAUUUUUCAUCCAUGGUAAUGAUUGGGGUUCAGUAAUUGGCUCUCAUAUUGCAACCCUCUUCCCGGAAAAUGUUCUUGGAUAUCACUCAACAACUUGUACUAUAAACACACCUUUAUCGAAUCUUAAACUCUUUAUUGCAAGCUUAAUGCCAUCUUUUUAUCUUGAAGAAGUACAAAAGGAUUUUUUCUUUCCCUUAUCGAAGACUUUUUCAAGCCUUUUCGAAGAAACCGGUUAUACUCACAUUCAAGCAACUAAACCAGAUACAAUUGGAAUAGCUCUCAGCGAUAACCCAGUUGGAUUAGCUGCAUAUAUUAUAGAGAAAUUCUCAACAUGGACUAAUGGUACAUUCAAGACAUUGGAAGAUGGUGGACUAUCUCAAAAAUUCAAACUAGAUACUCUGCUUGACAAUAUUAUGCUUUAUUAUCUAACCAAUUCGAUAACAACAUCUCAAAGAAUGUUUGCUGAAGCUUAUUCUAAAGAACAACGUCAAUUGAAUUUAGAUCGAGUUACAACUCUUGUUCCAACUGCAUGUGCACGUUUUAAAGGAGAUCUACCUUAUCAUUUUUCUAUGGAUUUUCAAUUGAUAAAUAAAUAUUUGAAAUUAGUUCAGAGUACGUAUUAUAAUAAUGGAGGACAUUUUGCUGCUUUGCAGGAACCUGAUUUACUUUAUAAGGAUAUUAUUGAAUUUGUUAAAAAAGCUGAGAAAUAUAUGGUUUAACUGUAA